CGGCGUGACCUACACGUUUCAGAUUCAGAAGAGGCACGCGCACGGCGAAUCGAAAUUGAGUCCCCUUUUGAGAAUAAUUUUCCCUGUGUGAUGAAAAAUGACUGCGCGAAGCAGAGAUUUGGAAUAAUAAAACCCAUUUUGGAAUCGAGAACAAAGCCAGUGGAGAAACGCUGAAUGAGUUACACGGAUAGAUGCACGCAGUCGCGGUUCGUGAUGUAUCGCAGCGCCAGACACAAGUCCCGUUUCUCUCUCGAACGGUUACAAUAAGCGGAGUCCUCGGCUGCAGUACCUCUGUCUAAAGCAGGCUUUUGAAACACUUAAUGGUGAUCUAAUGCACCUUUUUUAUUUGAUGAUCAAUUUUGCAUUGUGAAUCCACGGAUUUAAUGGAAUAACCCAUCCACGGUCUGUUAACAUUUGCUCCCGGGGGUCUACUCAAUUUAAAUUCAUUUUUCGGUAAAGACAAAGACUUGUUCUCUGGACCUGUGAAAAGUAGCAGCUCGGGGAGAUAUGAGACCACCAUGCUCCAAAAUGACAACCAGCCCCAAGUCUAAUAUAUUCAUUUGAGUGUCAUCUCGGGUAGCAUAGGCAAUGGCUGGAGGAAGCUGCGGUUCAUUUUACAUCUGGACAUGUAUGGUCGCCUGCAGGAUCACACUACCGCUUGCCAAAUCUUUGGAUACCAUCAUUUGGAGCUCGCAAAAUCCAAAGUUCCAGAGUGGCAAAGGCCUGCUGAUCUAUCCUGAUAUUGGAGACAAAAUGGAUAUUAUCUGUCCCAAGGCAAAUUCAGGGCAGCUGUAUGAGUAUUACAAGCUCUAUCUUGUAAAGAAAGAACAAGCAGAGUCCUGCAGCACUGUGCUAGACCCAUAUGUGUUGGUGACCUGUAACAAACCUCAGAAGGACAUCAAAUUCACCAUCAAGUUCCAGGAAUUCAGCCCUAACUACAUGGGUCUGGAGUUCAAUAAGAACAAAGAUUACUACAUCACAUCCACCUCCAAUGGGUCUCUGGAAGGUUUGGAGAACCGAGAAGGAGGUGUCUGCAAAACGAAGUCCAUGAAAGUCAUUAUGAAAGUCGGCCAAAAUCCUAACAUGGCAAUACCAGACACAGAGCAGACAGACUCCACUGUGUUUGAACCUGAUUCUGAUUUAAACCCUGUAAAAUUGGACCAGGAAGGACACAUGGAAGUUGGAAACACUGACACUGUCAACCAGGAGAACAACAAUGACAGCAUAGAAGGCAUAUUGGGCACCAAGAUUGCUGUGUUCGUAGCUAUUGGAGCUGGUUGUGUCAUCUUCCUCAUCCUCAUUGUGCUCCUCAUUAUUCUACUCAUCAAAGUGCACAAGCGUUCACAAAAGCCCACACGCCCACGGCCAACUGCUCUCUCACUCCACACACGGGCUAGCACCAAGAUUGUGGGAAGCAGUGGCUCUGAACCCAGUGAUGUCAUCAUUCCUUUACGGACAGAGAACAACUACUGCUCACAUUACAAAAACGUUAGUGGGGAUUAUGGGCAUCCUGUCUAUAUAGUGCAGGAGAUGCCACCCCAGAGUCCAGCUAACAUUUACUACAAGGUGUGAUCUUAGGGGGAAAAACUAUGAUCAAAGGUGAUUAUUUUUUCUAGGGAUUUACUUCCAUAAGAAAAUCCUUUUGUGAGCUACUGGAUUUUUUUUUUUGUUACCUUAACUAAGGUGAUGAGAAGUGAAUAUCAGAAGUGAAGUGAAUCAGAUGAACAUACAGUAUGAUGCAGAUGAUCAAAUAGUUUGCAAUAAUUGUUUGCUAUUGUAGACUGAACUUUCUAUCUCUUUCUCCAAUCUAAGAUUUCAUACAAGGUGUACAGGGUAAAGUGCUAUUUUAGAGUGAAUUAGAAUUCCAUGAUAUGCUAUUCCUAUUGGCUUAGAACAAAAAUAAGUUUCUUGUACAAUACCCAAGAAACAAAGCUAGAAACCGAAUGUACACUAAACCCAAGAACUUUAAAUGUUUGUUAUUAAAUUCUGCUAUUUCUGGUCGACCAUCAGGUCAUGCUUGGAGCCUUUUUAUGCUCAGGUAUCAUGGCAGAAGGAGGACAUAUAAUGGAGAACAUCUGUUUGCCUUACUAUUUUUUUAUGAAAAUCAACGUGUCAACACAAGUGUUAGUUUUUGGUUUGCUUUUAUGUCUGUUUUCCCCAAAUAUAAUGCAGCAAUUCACUUUA
Messenger RNA from Silurus meridionalis, 2184 nucleotides. RefSeq names its product ephrin-B1-like. The transcript has 5 exons. Bases 589 to 1572 code for a protein of 327 amino acids. Gene Ontology annotation, biological process: ephrin receptor signaling pathway; axon guidance. The record is from RefSeq and is a predicted model, not a curated record. Gene Ontology annotation, cellular component: plasma membrane. Lineage: Eukaryota; Metazoa; Chordata; Actinopteri; Siluriformes; Siluridae. Gene Ontology annotation, molecular function: ephrin receptor binding.